AUGAGUGGUCGAGAAAAUAAAAAUAAAAUGAAUUAUUUAUUAAUAUUGCUUUAUAUAUAUUAAAGUACAAUAUUAUCAUUAUUUACAAUCAUAAUCCCAAUUUUAUUGGCGGAGAAGGGAUAUACAUUUGAAUAAUAAGGUAUGUAUUCAUUGAUCAGCUAUCCAUUUUAUUUUAAGUUUUUGUUUGCACCAAUAAUUGAUUUGUAUCAAUUUUAAUUCCUGGGCAAAAGAAAGAGUUAUAUUUUACCAAUAAACUUGAUAUUGUCGGUAAUUCUUUUGUAUCUGUCCAGAAUGGACAUUUUAACAAAUUACCACAUUUUAUGGAUUUUCGGAUUUAUUUUGUGUUUGUUUUUGGGAAUUCAAGAUAUCGCAAUAGACGGUCUUGCGACUGACUUAUGUAAGCAGGAGGGAGAGAGUGCUGCAUUACUUUAGAAUAUUGGAUUUACAAUAGGAAAUUCGUUUCUUGGAAAUUUCCUAUUUAUUGCCUUGUAUUCCAAUCAGAUUUGCUCAUUGGAGACCUUCUUCAUGCUACUAUCAAUAGUGGGUUUGAUAUUGACUAUUUUCUUGUAUGUAAAAUUGCUUGAGAAGGAGGAGCAAGAAAAGAGGGCAACCACUUUUCAAGACUUGUUGAGUGUGUUUAAAUCAUUUUUUAAAAAUGAAAAUAUGAUCACAUAUUCAUUAUUGAUCUUCUUUGAAAGGACUGCAUUGUCCUCCCUAGAUGCAACCUUCCGAUUGAAGUUGGUCUAAUUCAACAUCAACAAAACCUACAUUUCCUUCAUCGACACAAUAAUAUUGCCAUUGAAAAUAGCAACGGGAUUGAUUUAUCACCAAUACUUCUACAAAUUCGAUUUCAAAUAUUACGGGAACAUUCAAUAUUUGAGAUUGAUUUCUACGUUCUUUGCGAUCCUGACCCUAUUGUUGAUUGAUAAAUUCGAAUUGGAGGGACCAUUUAGUUACAUUGCCAUAUUCUUUUCGAACAUGUGUUGGUGGGUUCUGUUCAACAUCACAUACAUCGUUAGAGGUAACUUCUAAAUGAAAAUAACUACUCCUGGAGUGGAAGCCACAACUCUGACGAUCCUUAAUAGCAUCAGUCAAUUGGGAGUCAAGUUGGCAUUCUCAGUAAACUUGAUUAUGGCCAAUUACGUAAAUUACUAUUGGUUGUUGUGUGCUGGAUGGAUCAUCCAUUUACUCUAUUGUUUUAGAUACUCAGAAACCUACAGAAAUUUGUACAUGUAGCCCAUUCAAAAGUGGUAUUUAAAUAAAUAAAUAAAAUAAAUUUGA
Molecule: messenger RNA, 1281 nt
Organism: Paramecium tetraurelia
Lineage: Eukaryota; Ciliophora; Oligohymenophorea; Peniculida; Parameciidae
Exons: 5
Cellular component (GO): membrane
Molecular function (GO): acetyl-CoA transmembrane transporter activity
Source: RefSeq, a predicted model, not a curated record